Messenger RNA from Cordyceps militaris CM01, 1278 nucleotides. RefSeq lists its product as uncharacterized. The record is from RefSeq and is a predicted model, not a curated record. NCBI's taxonomy places the organism in Eukaryota, Fungi, Ascomycota, Sordariomycetes, Hypocreales, Cordycipitaceae. Bases 1 to 1278 code for a protein of 425 amino acids. The transcript is spliced from 6 exons.
AUGGCCGAAGUCGAUCUUGACGAAUACAAUGGCGGCCGCUUGGUCGGCGCCACCAUUGCCCUACUAGCUCUGAGUUGGAUCACUAUUGGUCUGCGCACAUAUACCCGAGCCGUGAUCAUGAGGAGUUUUCAGUCCGAUGACUGGUUAAUGCUGGUGGCUCAGAUCAUCUUCACAGCACUCUGCGCAUGCAUCUUCGAAGGUGUGCGCAGAGGCAUGGGGCGACACAACGCAGCUAUCAAGACAGAUGAUGAUAGAGUUGCUGCACUCAUGUGGCAAGCCAUUGCGACGAUUGCCUACAUCUUGUCCAUGAUGUUCGUCAAACUCAGCAUCGGUGUCUUCCUUCUUCGAUUAUCCGCCAGGAAGGUGUACAGCAUCAUCAUCAAAAUCAGUCUCAUCGUCGUCACCCUAUAUACCCUGGGCGUCUUUUUCUGGGAUGUUUUCCAGUGCAUGCCCGUCGCCAAACAGUGGGAUUACCGAAUCAUGGAGGGCCAUUGCGCCAGUGGGCAGGACAUUAUCAAUGCCGCCUACGCCAUUAGUGUCCUCACUGUUGUUUCGGAUUGGUUCUACGCUCUGCUGCCCAUCCCCAUGCUGUGGAACGUCAAGAUGACCAAGCAGGCCAAGGUCACCGUUGUUCUCAUUCUGGGCCUUGGUAUUUUCGCGAGCAUUGCUACACUGAUUCGUGUCAAGUUCUUGGCUGGUCUGACGGAAACGGACGAUCUUCUCUUUUCUGCGACUGAUGCCUUGCUUUGGAGCAUGGUCGAGCCUGGCGUGGCAAUCAUCGCCUCGAGUCUCGCCACCAUCCGGCCCUUGCUACGCGUUCUCAAGAUUCGCGGGUUUGAAUCAACACACCGGACACCAUCGACGGGCCUGUCGGGCAAGAGCAAGAAGCAGAGCUCCAUGCCAGGAUAUGGACCCAACGACGUCUCACUCCACCGCGUCACCGUUGUCGACUCGGAAAGCCGCAGCGAGGCGAUGGCAUAUGACGAGUACCAUCGCCACGCGGCCGGGCUCUCGUCUCAUCCGCCUCCUCUCGACUUUAAUCCAGAUCCGGUGCUGGGAAACAAGGUCAGCAUCUCGGCCGGCGGUGGCAACCACACUCGGGUACGGGACGACUCCAAGAGUGAAAUGUACAUUAUCGAGGGCAAAAUGGUGUCCCCGACCUGGGGCCCGCGCGAGUACCCGCCCUCGGACAGAUCUCUGGAGGACAUUAGCGCCCUGGAGGAGCAAAGUCAAGAACUCGGUCAUGGCUCUUCUAGUGGACAGGCCCGCCGACGAUGA